CUGUUCGUUAGCACAUUUCAAUCACGAAUUUUGAAUAUCAAAUUAUUUGAUAAUUGGUUAUUUUGAUUCCCAUGUGCGUGCUCGGACUCCAAAAUCAAGAUGACGAGCAAUUUCCAGCCACUUCAUAUACAAAGGUUUCAACAGAAAGUCCAGUUGGUCACACCGGACACAACCUACUGGAAUCGAUUGGACAAAUCGGAGCUGCUUAAGGAACACUCGAACGUCGACUACAUCGACUUCAGUCCGAGUGAGCAGGAUAACUUUGUGCUGACGUGUUCAGCUCGGGUGCAGAUCUACCAUCUGGUGACAAAGCUGGUCGUUAAGAACCUAUCCAAGUUCCAAAAGACUGCAUAUGGCGCAACGUUCCGGCAGGACGGUCGCUUGUUGGCAGCCGGCGAUGAGGAGGGUUAUGUGAAGCUAUUCGACAUAAGCAGCCGGAAUAUACUGCGGCUGUUCAAGGGGCACACGGCGCCCGUGCAUCGCACAUUUUUCACGGCAGACAAAUCGCAGCUGGCCAGCUUUGCGGAUGACAAAUCGGUGCGACUGUGGGAUGUGGGCAACGAGAAGCUGGUGCGGACGUAUGAGGAUGCGCACAGCGAUUAUAUACGUGCGGGCGCUUCGCAUCCGCAGGCCGGGCAUAUGUUCAUCUCCGGAGGCUACGAUGGGAAAAUCAAUCUGUACGACGCACGGGUGCAACAGUCAAUAACCAGAACCCUGGAUCACGGCAGCCCCGUUGAGUCCAUGCUAUUCCUGCCCAAGGGCUCCAUAUUCAUAACUGCUGGCGGCACACAGGUGCGCGUCUGGGAUUUGAUAAGUGGAUGCCGCCAGCUGAUGACAAUGUCACAACAUCACUAGACCGUCACAUGUCUGCGGGUGGGCUCCGAUGGCCGGCGUCUAUUGUCGGGCGGCCUAGAUCGACAUGUCAAGAUCUAUGAUGUGGGCACGUAUAAAACGGUGUACACCUUAACCUAUCCCAAGCCGGUAGUCAGCCUGGGCAUUGCUGCCAGGAAUCAGGCUCUCGUUGCCGGCAUGGUUGAUGGCCUGGUGUCCAUCAAGCGCAUGAUUGUCGACAGUAAACCGAGUCACCUCGAACUGAUCAAGGCCACCCAUCGCCAGACGCAACGCAAUCGGAUGGCGCGUCCCAACACAACAGCAAACGUGGACCAUGUUGUCACGGAUCAACGGCGAAUGCCACAGCUAACGGCGUUCGAGAAUCAUCUGCGUAAAUACAACUACAAGAAGGCGCUGGACAGCGUAUUAGUGCCGAAGAACACUGAAGAUUAUCCCGAGCAAAUCGUGGCUGUAAUCACCGAGCUACUGCAUCGUAGCGCUUUGCAGGCGGCAUUAACAAAUCGAAAUGAGGCAACACUAAUCCAAUUCAUUGACUUCCUGUGCGCCCACAUUGGCGAGGUGCUUUUCAUGCGACCGCUCCUCAAUGCCGCCAGAACCGUGAUGGAUGUGUUCGAGAACAAUGUGUUUGCGUUUAGCAAAGAUAUGUUUGAGGCUCUCGAGCGACUGAGGCGGACAAUGCAGGCCGAGAUUAGACUAACAAUGGAGUUGGUGCAGCUGAAAUGCGCACUAGAAAUGAUUAUCGAGGGGGCUCUGGACAACAAUGAAGACGACGCGACCAAAGUUCGCUUCACACAAUCUGAGGUGCCCAAAAUGCACCCAUCGCUGGCGGCCUCCAAUUACGUAGUCCUUGUCGAUUAGAUUAGACUUUAAGAUAGUUCAUUAUUGCUCCUAACUCAUGAAAUAUAAUCUGUACUUUUCUCAGUCUUCCCUGAAUCUACAGACUUAGACUUGGAAGUUAUACUCGU
Molecule: messenger RNA, 1817 nt
Organism: Drosophila grimshawi
Lineage: Eukaryota; Metazoa; Arthropoda; Insecta; Diptera; Drosophilidae
Product: U3 small nucleolar RNA-associated protein 15 homolog
Exons: 1
Biological process (GO): positive regulation of transcription by RNA polymerase I; rRNA processing
Cellular component (GO): nucleolus
Molecular function (GO): protein binding
Source: RefSeq, a predicted model, not a curated record